AUGGACACUUCGAUGCAGGCCACCUUUGACAUCUAUGCCCAGUAUGAAUGGGCUUCUCGGGCCAAGUUGAAUCGCGGCAAGUCAAAGGGUUUGGUGUUAGGUGCCUGGAAAAAUCGUGUGGACACCCCUUUUGGUAUUCAGUGGGUGAAGGAGUUGUCUUUGCUUUGUGCCACCAUCAGUGCUGGCGACUACUCUGCGGCCACUUGGGAGGCUCCUGUCGCUAAGGUAGAGAAGCGCUUGUCGUCCUGGAAGGGGUGUCAGCUUACUUUUCAUGGUAAGGCAAUGGUCAUCAACACCUUGGUCCAGUCCCAAAUCUGGCACUUGUGCCAUGUCUUUCCCAUUCCGGAGUGGGCCAAGAAGCGUAUUGUCAAGGCCACCUGGGAUUUUUUCUGGUCGGGUCGCCGCAAAUUGGUUGCCCGUCAUACCAUUUGUUUUCCCAAGGGUCAAGGGGGCUUCGGGCUCAUCGACUUUGACCUGAAGGCAAAGGCUUUUCCCAUUCAGUGGGUGAAAUGUUACUUUGCUCCUACACCUGCUAAAUGGAAAGCCUUUUUCAGUUUCUUUUGUAUGUCGUGUUUGUCCGUCGUGCCCAUGGAAGUUUUCUCCACUUCCACUUUUUCAGAGUAAGAAAAAAGCUGUCCCUCACCGCCCUGCUCGUCCUUCUGCAAGACCGGUCAACAACAACCAUAGGACAUUGCAUUAUAAUCCUUUCAAAGCUAGAAGGGUCCAAAGUUUAUAUAGGAUUUCCAAGAAGCGGGCUGCAAGGCAAGUGAUCUGUGAUAAUAAGCCUUCUUACUCUGGCUCAGUGGAUGAGGCUAAUCACUUUUUCACUCAAGUAUUUGGUGAGAAAAAUGUUGAUGUGAAUGCGGUGAAGAAAGGAUUUGACACUUUGGGCAAUCCAAUUACAUCGGAUAAAGUAUCCAAGAAACUAUGUUCCUUGUUGAACUCUGCACCUGGUGCUGAUAGGGUUGAAUACUGUCACCUGAAGUCUAUUGACCCGAAAGGAUCGAUCUUAUGUAACAUCUAUAAUCGAUGUCUUCUUGAGAAUGAAGUCCCUGCGCAGUGGAAAACAUCUCAAACAGUACUCAUUCACAAAAAAAAUGAUGCUAGUGAUGUAUCCAACUUCCAUCCCAUUCACUUAUCAGCUGCAUAUACAAGUUGUUCAUGA
Messenger RNA from Paramuricea clavata, 1165 nucleotides. The record is from the annotation of a GenBank genome assembly. NCBI's taxonomy places the organism in Eukaryota, Metazoa, Cnidaria, Anthozoa, Malacalcyonacea, Plexauridae.